Mytilus trossulus (common blue mussel) is the source of this 1398-nucleotide messenger RNA. RefSeq lists its product as uncharacterized. Gene Ontology annotation, molecular function: protein binding. Bases 66 to 1397 code for a protein of 443 amino acids. The record is from RefSeq and is a predicted model, not a curated record. The transcript has 2 exons. Lineage: Eukaryota; Metazoa; Mollusca; Bivalvia; Mytilida; Mytilidae.
AUUACAUAUAGAUAAGGAUUAUUAUUUUUUUUCCAUAGUUUUAUCUAUUUUCUUCCUUACAGAGAAUGACAACUUCGAUGGACGAAAGUGACACCUGCCCAAUAUGUCUUGAGAUAUUUACAUCUCCAAAGAUUUUAGACUGCAGACACACAUUUUGUUUGAACUGUUUAAAGGGUUACUCCGAUGAGAUUGGACCAAAACAGCACAAACUGUAUUGUCCUCUAUGUCGCACAGAAUUCAAAAUACCAAAUGACGGACUUAGCCAUUUAGUAACAAACUAUUUUGUGGGUAUUUCGGAAUCGGACAAAUAUUGCUUGAAGUGUAAAAAUCAUCUUAAAGUUUCUGGAAGUUGCAAGGUUUGUGGUUUGUCUUUAUGUAUGGUUUGUUUCGAAAAACACUUUCAUUCUUCACCCGACGAGGACUAUCACGAUAAUGGAAGUGAAAUUCUACUCUCAAGAGUAGAUUUUAGCUCAUCAUUUUUACAACGCGUAGGAAAUUUAAAAACAAUUGAUUAUUAUAAGCUAGAAACACAUUUUGUAGUUGAGUCACCACCAGAAAACGACUCUCAUAUCAUAUAUUCAAUACGACUUGCUUCUUCUGGUGAUCUUUUAGUAGUACCUUCUGGUGUUCCGUUCAUAUUACUUAUGAAUCAAUAUGGAAAAACUAUCAAUAAAAUUCCUACUCCACAUCAGUGUGUGGGAAUAUACGAAACAAAUGGAGGAGAUUUAAUAGGAACUUUUCCCUUUAAAAGAACUAUACUUUCAUACAAAUUUGGUGUAUGGUCUGCAUUUAUAACAUGUCCAGAUUAUUUUCCCGUUGACAUUGUUCAGUUAACAAAUGGAAACUUACUAACAUGUGGUCAAAAGUUGCAUAUGACAUUUCCAGGAUUCGGACAGGGAUGUUUACAACUAUAUUCUACUAUCGGAGAACUCCUACGAACAGUUGACCGAGAGUUUGGGGUGUUCGACUUUCCACAUAAAAUUGCCUAUGAUAAGGAGCAUGGAGUAAUUGCAAUUGCAGAUCAUAAAAACCAUUCCGUUAUAAUUUUACAAGAGAAUGAUGGACCCUAUGUCAUAUAUAAGGGUGGAAAUAAAACAGUUACGCAAAUGUCGACAUCUUCAGUUCAAACUGAACGCCAGAUAUGUUUUCGUGCUUCAGGGAUCUGUUCUAGCUCUGACGGCAAUUUCAUUGUUUGCACACCUGAAGGUCACCUUCAUAUAAUAAACAAGUUUGGGGAACUAGUUGCAUUAGGUACGACAGAUUGUGAGGACAGCUUUGGAUUAUUUGUACCUGAUAUUGCAUUAGAUAAUCAUGGGGUCAUUUGGUGUAGUGACUCAUACUAUGGUACCAUCAAAACGUUUAAGUUGGAAAAAUUUGCGAAUAAUUUAGAUAACUGAA